This is a messenger RNA of Perkinsus marinus ATCC 50983, 175 nucleotides long. RefSeq lists its product as hypothetical. NCBI's taxonomy places the organism in Eukaryota, Perkinsozoa, Perkinsida, Perkinsidae. The annotation marks the transcript as partial. The transcript has a single exon. The record is from RefSeq and is a predicted model, not a curated record.
AUGCGUACUGCACCGUGCAGUCUGCACGACAUGGCCAAGAAACUGAAGCAGCCGGUCUGCGAGGUCCCGGCAGCCGAGGAACCCUACGAGCAGUUACGUCAUGUGGAUGACGAACCACCGAUUGACGGUGGAUUAGCAGCGGCUGCUGUGCGAAACGUAUAUGCCGAAAGAUACU